AUGCAGGAGAUCAGAUGUGGCCACCUCGCCCCGACGUUCAAGCAGAACGACAUCCGAUCCGAUGUGCUGCUCGAGCUCGAGCAGGCGACGCUCAAGGAGAUGGGCAUCACCUCCAUCGGCGACCGCCUCCGCAUCCUCAACGGUGUCAAGGUGCUCAGGGCACGCUGCAACACCCGCUCCCGUCAGGCGAGGAUGUCUAUUCUGCUCGAAACAACGCCGGCGGCAGCGGCAGUGCCAGCUCCCCAGCGAUCGCCGUCGACGUCGCGCAGGCCGGGGCCACUGCAGCUCGCCACGCGCCCGUUGCCGAGCCAUCCAACUCCCAACUCGGCAGCAGCCACGAUGCCGCUCUCCGGGCACCCGAACAGAAGCAACAGACUGGCGCCGCCCCCGAUGCCGCCCCCCAGCACAGGGUCACGCGCGCCGAUCAACACGCCCGAGUACACGAAGCAGCCCCUGCCACCGACCCCGAACAACUCCCUUCUGACGCCCGUAUCAGCCCAGCCGGCGUCAUGGACUCCCUUUGGUCUCCCAUCCGAUCCUCGCGCAAACACUACGGGUAGUGGCACAGCCGGAUACAUUCCUCAGCAUUCAAAGCCGCUCUCAUAG
Messenger RNA from Peniophora sp. CBMAI 1063, 606 nucleotides. Lineage: Eukaryota; Fungi; Basidiomycota; Agaricomycetes; Russulales; Peniophoraceae. The record is from the annotation of a GenBank genome assembly.